Aspergillus uvarum CBS 121591 is the source of this 1575-nucleotide messenger RNA. RefSeq names its product general substrate transporter. The coding region runs from base 1 to 1575 and encodes 524 amino acids. Gene Ontology annotation, molecular function: carbohydrate:proton symporter activity. Lineage: Eukaryota; Fungi; Ascomycota; Eurotiomycetes; Eurotiales; Aspergillaceae. The record is from RefSeq and is a predicted model, not a curated record. Gene Ontology annotation, biological process: carbohydrate transport; transmembrane transport. The transcript is spliced from 2 exons. Gene Ontology annotation, cellular component: membrane.
AUGGGCUCGAGCAAAGAAGACACCAGCGUAAAGCCUACUGCAGGGGAUGAGCUUGCUGCAGUCCUGCCAGCUGGCGAUCGCCCCUGGUAUAGACAAGGCCAUCUCCUGCGUCUCAAUCUCAUUAUUCUCUCUCUGGUUAUGUUCUCCUCUGCCAACGGGUUCGACGGAUCUCUUAUGAACGGUCUUGAGGCUUUGGAUCAGUGGAAGAGCUUCAUGAACAAUCCCACCGGUGCCAAGCUGGGGUGGCUAAAUGCCAUCUACUGGCUGGGCUGUGGUGUCGGUUACCCGACCGCCUCGUGGAUUGCCAACAAGUACGGACGCAAGCCCGGCGUGUACGUGGGGUAUGUCUUCCUCGCUCUCGGCACUGCGUUGCAAACCGCCGCCCCCAACCCCGUGGCUUUCAUGCUGGCUCGGCUGUUUCUGGGCUUUGCGUCCGCGAUGUUCGGCAACUCUAUCCCCUUGCUGAUCAACGAGAUCGCCUACCCGACGCACCGUGGCAUCCUCAACUCGUUGUUCAUGUCUGGAUGGUACGUCGGUGGCACGGUCGCCGCCUGGGUCGUCUUCGCUUCGCGCACCUACCCCUCCUCGUGGUCUUGGCGGCUGCCCUCGGUGCUGCAGGCCCUGGUGCCCGUGAUCGGCCUGCCGGGGUUCCUGUGGGCGCCCGAGAGUCCUCGGUGGCUGUUGUCUGUAGGCCGUGACGAGGAGGCUCGCAAGAUCCUGGCCCAGUACCACGCCGCAGGGGAUGACUCCUCCCCGCUGGUGAAGUACGAGUUCGAAACCAUCCGGACCACAAUCCGCGCGGAGCAGGAAGCUCACAGCAGCGGCAGCUACGCGGAGAUGGUGCAGACCCCCGGGAACCGAUGGCGGCUGCUGAUCUCCGUUAGUCUGGGGUUCUUUGCGCAGUGGUCCGGCAACGGCGUGGUUUCGUACUAUCUGUCGUUGAUCCUGACCUCCGUGGGCGUGACCCGCGUGCGCGACCAGACUCUGAUCUCGGCGUGUCUGCAGAUGUGGGACCUGGGCUGUGCCGCGCUGGGCGCCUACCUGAUUGAUCGGCUGGGUCGCCGACCGCUGUUUUUGGCGUCCGCGGGCAUCAUGCUGGUUAGCUAUGUGUUGGUGACGGCGUUGUCGGGCUCGUUCAAGUCCACUGGGGACUCCGCGACGGGGGCCGCCGUCAUCCCGUUUCUGUUUGUGUUCUUCGCGGGUUACUGCAUUGCUUUGACCCCCUUCCUAACCGCCUACCCCUGCGAAAUCUGGCCGUACCGCCUCCGCUCCCGCGGCCUGACGGUGACGUGGUGCGCCACCAUCGUGGCCAUGUUCUUUAAUACGUUUGUCAACCCCAUUGCGCUGGAUGCGAUCGAAUGGCGCUACUAUAUUGUGUUCAUCGCGGUGCUGGUGGUGUUCGGCGUCACGGCGUAUUUCUGGUACCCGGAGACCAAAGGGUAUUCGCUGGAGGAGAUUGCGGUGAUCUUUGAUGGGCCGGGGGCGGGAAUCAGGGGUGCGGUGGGUGGUGCAGGUGCUCAGGCUGAUGGGCAGGAAGGGAAGGGAGAGGAGACUGUGCAUGCGGAGGAUGUUUAG